UCCAGAGUUAAAAAUCGAAUGCUGAAUGACAUUGAAUAUUGAAAUGGCUGGAAAAGUAAGCAUUGGUGUGAUUUUUAUGAUAAAAAACUUAGGACCCGAGCUUUAUUUACGGGAAAUCAUCCAUGUUGAAAGUAAUGCGCUUUUUGCCUCCGGGUUAACCGUUGAUGAGUCAUGUUAUAUUUUCUAAGUAGAGGUUUCGUUCCGGGGGAAAGUAAUAAUGGAACUCUUGUCUUUAUAAUUGGAUUGGAUAUACCGAAGAGCUUUCACUUUCCGACAACAUUUGUCAUUUUUGUGGCAAAAAUAUUGUUGCAGAGAAUAUGCUUAGACAAUGCUUCUAUUUGGACAUGUAAGCGGUUCUUUUCUUUCUUCUCCUUACUUAGAAAUGUAGAAUAGGGUGGUACUGCUGGUAUACAAUAGAAAGUACUAGUAAUGAUUGGACUGAUUGAUAUGUUUUAUUUUGUGACUCAACGGCUUAGGUUGAAAGUUCGUCUGUGUUGAGUGACUCGACGGCUUAUUCGUAUGCAAAUGUUUCCGUACCGCACUUUCAAACACUGUGCCGACGAAACAAAGCAUCUUACAGACCGAUGUCUGUAGACAACUUAUUACCAUGCAGUAUAAAGAUGGACUGUUUGCGGCUAGCCGCAGUACACGACAACUGAGCGCGAUGGCGACAACAUCUCACCUGCUGAAUAAGAGGCCGAAGAAGACUUUGACGCUGAGUCAGAAAAUCGAGGUCAUCAGACAUUACGAGAACUUCGGCAGAGGAUCACGGCGUCUGGCGCAGGAUUUCGGCGUGGGGAAGACUCAGAUUCAAAAUAUCAUCAAGAGAAAGAGAGAGUACCUCGACGACUUCGAGAACAACGUACCGCCGACCAAGAAGAGAAACACCCGCAUCACCGGGAACGAAGAGAUCAACAAGUUGUGCUGGGACUUCUACUGUGACACCACAUCCAGGGGUGAGUCUUGUAACGGACCGAUGCUCCAAGAAGCGGCAUUGAACUUUGCCAAGGACCUGGGCGUAGUGACCUUCAAGGGGUCGAACGGAUGGCUUGACAGUUUCAAGCGGCGUCACAACAUCGCUGCAAGCGGCACGUCGAAAAACAGUCCUCUGGUGGAUAUUGGAGCAGGCGCGGGUUAUGAUGCUUCCGACGACGCAGGUAGCGACGUAACUCCUGACAUUUCUAAGGCGAGCAGCCACAACGGAAUGCCUCAAAUUGAAAACAUCGAUGCAGGCGUGGACGAUGUCCAGGACGUCAAGGGGCGUGAACAGAUUACUACCAUCAAUAGCCACACAUCUGCAGACAGUUCUCAUGAGAACUUGGUAACCAUUGGGACAAACCCAACAACCUGCAACGCAGAGAAAGCAGUCCAGAACCCACAACCCACAACACUGUCAGAGGCGGUCGCAGUGAAAGAGGAAAGCGAAGACAGCAAGAAGUCAGAGGAAGACAACGUCAAUGGGGACAUCUGUAACAUCAAGAACCUCGCCAUGGCGAUAGAGUAUACCAGGCAGGUGAGACUGUUCUGCUUGAAGGAAGGACUACAGGUUCAGCUGUCUAACAUUUCGGCAGUAGAGGGUGGGUUGUGCGGCAUCGGGAGGGAAAGACGAGCUGCGGCUGCGACGAAACAGAGCAAGAUGGAGGACUUCUUCAAGAAGGCGUAACUGAAAACACUGCAUGGAAUGGACCCG
Messenger RNA from Branchiostoma floridae (Florida lancelet), 1690 nucleotides. RefSeq lists its product as uncharacterized. Gene Ontology annotation, molecular function: DNA binding. Lineage: Eukaryota; Metazoa; Chordata; Leptocardii; Amphioxiformes; Branchiostomatidae. Gene Ontology annotation, cellular component: nucleus. The record is from RefSeq and is a predicted model, not a curated record. The transcript has a single exon. Bases 608 to 1663 code for a protein of 351 amino acids.